Molecule: messenger RNA, 586 nt
Organism: Pundamilia nyererei
Lineage: Eukaryota; Metazoa; Chordata; Actinopteri; Cichliformes; Cichlidae
Gene: acyp1
Product: acylphosphatase 1, erythrocyte (common) type
Exons: 3
Coding region: 109-405 (98 amino acids)
Molecular function (GO): acylphosphatase activity
Source: RefSeq, a predicted model, not a curated record
ACUCAAAGAAGAAGAGGAAGAAGAAGUGGCGUCUCGUAUGUUUUGAAUUUGCUGUAAUUCGGAACUGGGUCGGUGUUUCACGGCUUCUGGAUAAAAUUCAGAUCCGUUAUGGCCGAUGAAGACCUAAUUUCAGUGGAUUAUGAGAUUUUUGGCAGAGUGCAAGGUGUAUUUUUUCGGAAAUACACGCAGGCAGAAGGGAAGAAACUUGGCCUUGUUGGCUGGGUCCAAAACACACCAGCAGGAACAGUGCAAGGGCAGCUACAAGGCCCACGCAAAAAGGUGAAGGAAAUGCAAGAAUGGCUGAGAUCCACUGGGAGCCCCAAGUCACACAUAACCAAGGCAGAGUUCAAGAAUGAGAAAGAAGUUGACAGCCUAGAACAUUCAUCUUUCAACGUAGUAAAAUAACUGUGCCUUUAAUAUUAACUUAUGCAGAUGUUUUAUUUAUUUAGUCUUUUUUUUGUUUUUACUGGUUGGAAUUUAACAUUUAAACUGAACGGGAGGAAGAGGUGUACUGCAUUCGUUUGAUCUCCUAAAUGUUCACAGAAUAUGUAACAACAUUAAUAAAUGGGAACUUCCUUCAUUGGGA